Molecule: messenger RNA, 2024 nt
Organism: Cornus florida
Lineage: Eukaryota; Viridiplantae; Streptophyta; Magnoliopsida; Cornales; Cornaceae
Product: F-box/LRR-repeat protein At4g14103-like
Exons: 4
Coding region: 313-1713 (466 amino acids)
Molecular function (GO): protein binding
Source: RefSeq, a predicted model, not a curated record
GAAGGAACUCAAAAGUUUUCGAGACGUACAAAAUAAGAUGGGUGUGCCUUUUCGUUUCUCCACCCCUUGGACAGAUGAGAGAGAAAAAGUGACUGUUUUUUCAUUUCGGCACAACACAUUUCCAGAGAAAGAAAGGGGCGAUUAGGGUUUUGGUCAUCACUUCAACACACUUGGAUCGUUUGAGAGAGGAGGUGGAGGACUAGGGUUUCAGAGCUCCAUUUUCAUUGCUCUUCAAAACAGCCUCAGAGAGAGAGAGAGAGAGAGAGAGAGACACCUUCUUUGUGACGUGAAAUUGAAAUGAAUUGGUGAUACAUGGCUUCAAUGUCAAACCAUGAGGGAUCUUCAAAGAAAAUGAGAAAAAUUCUCAAGAAGGUGGAUAGGAUCAGCAGCUUGCCAGACUCACUACUUGUUCACAUUCUUUCUUUCCUACCAACAAUAGACGCAGUCGGAACCAGCAUACUGUCGUCAAGAUGGAAGCACCUCUGGGCUUGUGUUCCCACUCUAGACUUCGAUGUCAACUUGCCGUUUGGAGAACCUUAUUCAGAUAUGAACUUUGUUGAUCGAGUACUUUUCAAUCAUGAAUUGUCUUGCAUUCAGAAAUUCCGGUUGAACUGUAUAGAAGAAAAUGAUUUAUCAAGAGUAUAUACAUGGAUAAGUGUAGCCAUAAAUCGUGGGGUUCAAGAACUUGAAAUCGUUAUUAACCAAGGCGAAUGGGAUUUUAGAUGCCCUUUAAGCCUCUUCACUUGCCCAACAUUGGUAGUCUUAAAACUGGGAUUUCUUGUAAGUUUAAGUACUGUUCCUCGCUCGGUCCAUUUUAAAAGUCUUAAGGUCCUCCAUGUUUCAUUUAAUUUUCCGGACAAUGGAUUGAUGCAAAAUCUUUUCUGGAAUUGCCCUGUUCUUGAAGAUCUUUUAAUUGAAGGACUUGUUCACAGUUAUGAUGAACUAAGUUUCGAUCUCUCAACGCGGGCGCCUCUGAAGCGUUGUAAGUUAGAUUUGGGAAGUAAUCAAGUAGACGCAACUUCUAAAUAUAUUUCGAAUGAAAUUGUGAUCAAUUCACCGGGUCUUGAGUGUCUUACCCUCCAUGAAGAUUACUUGCCUUGUUAUGUGCUAGAGAACCUAACCUCGUUGGUUAAAGCAGAUGUUGAUGUUGGACACUGCUGUAUAAAAACCAAGUCAACCGAACAACAUGCUGAUCGUGUACUUGUGCUACUCAGGAAACUUUGUAGUGUCAAAUAUCUAUCUCUAGGUGCUCGUACCAUGGGGGCUCUCGACUAUGCUGUUGACAAUAAACUGCUUUUAUUCACUAAUCUGAUUCGUUUGGAGCUGGUUGUUCACAAUUGCUAUGGCUGGAAACGUCUACUACACUUGCUCAAUAGCAUGCCUAACCUAGUACGUCUUGUUUUGGACAAAUUUAAGAACUGCGAAGACAAUGCUUCUGAGGAUUUCAAUUUUGUUGAACAAGAAGUGGUGCCUUGUUGUCUCUUGAUGCAUCUCCAAGAAAUUGGAUUUAAUUUUUUUCAGGGUCUGAGUGAUGAGCUGAAGCUGACAGAGUACUUUUUGAGAAAUGCCAAAGUAUUGCAUACGAUGAAAAUUUAUACUUUUGAUUUAGAAGAAAAGCAAGAGAGAGAGUUUCAUGAGAAAGUGCUAAUGUUUCCAAGGGGUUCAAUAACCUGUCAAGUUUUAUUCGACAAAAUUUUGGAACAGCCGAGAUAAUUAUCCGAGGAUGCAUUGUGGAGCUCACACACGCGGGAGAGAUCUAUUGCCCGCUCGGCAUCUAUAGAAUUGUUCUCCUUGAUAAAAUUUCCUGUCAUGGAACCAAGUUGGCUCUUAUUUUUUGGGGUGUAUGUAUACUGUCUGUAUUGAGUAACUAAUAGUUACAUGUGUUCAAUGUCUCUUCAACUGAUUCAAUUUUGUAGGUUUUGUUGAAUUCGGAUUCUCAACCAUAAUCUGUCCUCGACUCUUUGCCAUUGAAUAUAGUCCCUAUAUAAUCAAUCAUUGUUCAGCCUAAACCCGAGGCUUGUCAA